GUCGACCGCCUGAUUUCUCACCAUGUAAGUUCUCGCUCGUAGGAGUAUCAGAGUCUGGCUCGAUUUGAUUUUUCCCCCCAAUUUAAUUGGUGACUGAUUGUGUUGAUUUGUUUUUUUUGUUAUAAUGGAUGGAGAAAGUGAGGGCGAAAUUUGAAGAUAAAAGGAAGAGGCAAGCGAGGAGGAUCAUCCAAGUGAUAGAGGAAGGAAUGUCGAAGCGACUCAGGGCCAAAGAAGACGAGAAUUGGGUGCUGGAAGAGCAAGUGAAGUCGCAUUGUAUCGAGAACCAAAUAUGGCAAGAUUUGGCACAGAGCAAUGAGGCGACAACCAAUACCCUCCGUUCCAAUGUGGAACAAGUCCUCGCCGUGAAAGAAGACCAACAGCGCCACCACCACCAGUCGCUGAACGACACGACGACCCUCGACCAGUCCUACUUCGAAAGCAACGACAUUGCGAAUGAUACAACAACGGCGGCGGAAACUGGUUGGUCUGCCGGAAGGAAGAGGAUGUGGCACUAGAGUGCAGUACUAGCAGAGCAGUAGGAUGUGUCGGAAUUGCGCUCGUUAAUUUUUACUGCUCUUUUAUAGAACCUCGUCAUUUUCACUUUAUUAAUUGUUAUUAUAUAAUAAAGAUGAUAAACCAGAUAAAGAAAGUAAGUGGAAUGAUGAGCUGGAAAAAUAAUUUUUUUAUUUUGUUUAAUUUCCACGUCAUCUAGUUAACGGUCAAAUUUUAUAGUUGGCUGCCCGUAGGACAAAUUUAACGGAGUGUAACGGGCGGUGAUUAACUGUCAAACGAUUAAUAAAGUUAGUGGCGAAUA
This is a messenger RNA of Linum trigynum, 814 nucleotides long. NCBI's taxonomy places the organism in Eukaryota, Viridiplantae, Streptophyta, Magnoliopsida, Malpighiales, Linaceae. The record is from the annotation of a GenBank genome assembly.